This is a messenger RNA of Tarenaya hassleriana, 1109 nucleotides long. RefSeq lists its product as uncharacterized. The coding region runs from base 710 to 919 and encodes 69 amino acids. Lineage: Eukaryota; Viridiplantae; Streptophyta; Magnoliopsida; Brassicales; Cleomaceae. The transcript has a single exon. The record is from RefSeq and is a predicted model, not a curated record.
AGAGCUCGGUACAGAACAAAACAAGGCGAAGAUAUUAUUAUAAGACCGAGCGAUCAUCACAGCAGUUAUACGAGAAAACAAGGGAAGUCAUAGAGCAUAUACUCACAGCAAAUACCGAUAGCCGAUCUGUACUGAACUCAUCCUCUUCAGUUCUCUACAGUCAAUUAUAGUUCUAUACAAUGCAACCAAGAAUCCAAUAUCAGUCUAAAACCAAUAUCAGCCUGAAGUUUCCUGUGGCAGACAAAAGGGUAAAGCAAACUACAAAGAAAUCUCAAGUAGACCCAUGAAAACAACUGAUAAUAUCAUCUUUAUGCAUUCAUCUACUUUUACCAAUUCUUUAACAAAAAGAAGCAGAGCACACACCUUGAUGGAUCUGUAAAGCAAUGUGGAAUAGAAACCAAAAAGAAGCAUUUGAUUGAAACUAUUUUGGAGAGGCAAAGUUCGAAACUUAAGAAAAAAAAAGGAGCUCUAAAAAAGCAAACCCACUUCGGAAUUCAAUACCUUUCCUCAUAGUCGUCACCAAGCUUAGCAUCAACCACCUCCUUAGCCACCAAGAAACCCAACAUCAAAAGCACCUACAUAACAACUACAAGCUUCUCCAUUUUUCACAAAUCUCUUAUCUCCAUCUGCAAGGAACAAAGCUCAGGCAGAGACAAAUCAGAGGGAAAAUUCGAUCUGAAAACACGAAAAACGGUGCAGUGCAGAAGAUAUGAGUGCAGAUUGGGGGCCGGUGAUCACGGCAGUGGCUCUGUUCAUCCUACUGUCUCCGGGACUUCUGUUUCAGCUCCCAGCAAGGACAAGAGUAGUGGAGUUCGGGAACAUGAGCACAAGUGGGAUCGCGAUAUUGGUCCACGCUGUUAUAUACUUCUGCAUACUCACAAUCUUAGUGAUCGCCAUUGGAAUUCACAUCCACUUCUAAUCCACCUCUGCUUUCUCAUGUAACAAGCAAGAACCCUUUGUCCCCAUAGCUAACGUAAAGAUCUUCAGUCUUUUUCUUUUCUCUCUCUUUUUAGCUUCAAAGGACUGAUUUUUCAACUUUCUUCGUUUUUGUCAAUCUUGAAGUCCUGCUAAUAUGUCUGGUUUCAAGAAGGACGAGAAAGGGUUGUAUC